AUGGGUGCCUACAGAAAUCGCGCGAUUUGGUACGAUCGGUCGAUGCUGCAGAGCGACGAGACGAUCUUCGUGAUCCCGCCCAAUCAGAGCCGUCACCCCUCCACCGCGGCACCUAAUUGGUACGACUGCUCGAUGGUGCAGGGAGACGAGACCAUCUUCCUCGUCCCACGCGAUCAGAGCCGUCGCUUCGUCGCCGCGGCCAACGGUCAUGAUCGAAAUCAAGGGUUUCCUCAGAAUGGAAACGCGUCGGAGAGGAGGAGGAGGAGGAUGAUCGCGGAGCACAUCAGAAGUAAAUUAGUGGUGCGUGAUCACAGAGAUGAUGAUGAUGGAGUGUGCGUGAUUUGUCAAGAGAAUUUGAAUUUGGUAGCGCAAAUUUGCAAAAUCGUGAGACUUGAUUGCGGCCACUAUUAUCACCAGCGCUGCAUCACCCAUUGGCUCAAUGUCAAGAACACGUGUCCCUUGUGUCAAGCACCUGUCGUUUAG
This is a messenger RNA of Salvia splendens (bonfire salvia), 483 nucleotides long. RefSeq lists its product as uncharacterized. The coding region runs from base 1 to 483 and encodes 160 amino acids. Gene Ontology annotation, molecular function: ubiquitin protein ligase activity; zinc ion binding. The record is from RefSeq and is a predicted model, not a curated record. The transcript has a single exon. NCBI's taxonomy places the organism in Eukaryota, Viridiplantae, Streptophyta, Magnoliopsida, Lamiales, Lamiaceae.